Molecule: messenger RNA, 2049 nt
Organism: Xenopus laevis (African clawed frog)
Lineage: Eukaryota; Metazoa; Chordata; Amphibia; Anura; Pipidae
Product: mucin-2
Exons: 12
Coding region: 1-2049 (682 amino acids)
Source: RefSeq, a predicted model, not a curated record
AUGUCCAGACCACACGACUGGCUGGUUAACCCUCAGUACAGCACUGAUUGUAUCUCAGGAUGCGUUUGUCCUACAAACAUGUUGGCUGAUGGCAAAGGAGGUUGUGUCACCAGUGACCAGUGCACUUGCAUUCACAAUGAUAUCAUAUAUGAUCACAGACAGAGUACCAGAAUUGGCUGUUCUAUGUGCACAUGUAAUAACCAGAAAUGGGAAUGUGAACAGAAUGAUGUUAUGACAGAAUGCACAGUAUAUGGAGAAGGAAACUAUAUAACUUUUGAUGGUAAACAAUACCGAUACAAUGGACAGUGUGAAUAUACUCUGGUGCAGGACUACUGUGGAUAUAAUGUACUGAAUGGAACAUUCAGAAUCAUCUCUGAGAAUACCAAAUGUGGUACCAGUGGCACAACUUGCUCCAAGUCAAUUACUGUUUUGAUAAAUGAUUUCAGACUUGUUCUUAGUGAUGGCAACAUGCAACUGACUAAUUAUGGAGAUCAGCUGGACUCACCUUUCCAAAUUAGAAAUUCCAGUAUCUAUUUGAUCAUUAAAGUGAGUAAUGGAAUAGUCCUCGUGUGGGAUAAGAAGACCAGCAUCAUUAUCAAAGUUACUCCAGGUUUUCAAAAUAUGCUCUGUGGGCUCUGUGGUAAUUAUGAUGGAAACUCAAUAAAUGAUUUUAACACAAGAGGCCACUUCCAAGUAGCUGAUGUGAUAGAGUUUGGAAACAGCUGGAAACUCUAUCCAACGUGUCCAGAAAUAACAUCUGUUCCAGAACCUUGUGAAAUCAACCCAUUUAGGAAAACAUGGGCUCAGAGGACAUGUAAUAUCAUCCUAAGUGAUACCUUCCAGCCUUGUCAUUCUCAGGUGGAUCCAUACAGCUACUAUGAUGCCUGUGUAAAAGAUUCCUGUGGUUGCAAUGAAGGAGGGGACUGUGCUUGUUUUUGCACAGCUGUAGCUAUGUAUGCACAGGCAUGCCUUGCAAAAUGUGUCUGCAUUGAGUGGCGAAAUCCAAAUCUUUGCCCGGUCUUCUGUGAUUACUAUAACAAGGAAGGAAAUUGUGAAUGGCACUACAGAGCAUGUGGACCAACCUGUAUGAAGACUUGUCAAAACCCUUCUGGAAUAUGUACAACUGAUCUAUUUAAAGUGGAAGGCUGCUACCCAAGUUGCCCACCCAACAAGCCAUUCUUUGAAGAAAUUGGCAUGACAUGUGAAGCAGUGUGUGGCUGCUAUGAUCAGAUGGGUAAAUACUAUAAGCCAGGAGAAAUAGUAAUAUCCUGCAACAACUGUGAGAGCUGUCAGUGUGCAAUGGGAACAAUUGAUUGCAAGUAUGAUUUAUAUGUAUCUACCACAACAACUUGUAAGCCUGAAGUCUGCAUAUGGUCUGAUUGGAUCGAUAUUAGCACUCCAACAAGUGAUAUAUAUGGUGGGGACUAUGAAAUACUUGAAGCUAUACGGCUGAAAGGCUAUAAGAUCUGUGAUGUACCCAGGGAUAUACAAUGUCAGGCUGUUGAGUUUCCAUCCACCCCAGCAGAAAUGGGUCAAAAAGCAAUCUGUAAUGCCAGCGUCGGUCUAAUAUGCCACAAUGAAAAACAAAUUUAUGGGCAAUGCUUUGAUUAUAAGAUUAAAGUCUUGUGCUGCCAACCCAGUACCUGUAAAGCAUCAACAAUUGUUCCUACCACAACAACGGUACUGGCGUCAUCACAGUCAUCUUCAGCUAGAACAUCCAUAACAGCAUCUGUUACAUCCAAACAUGCCAGUACAGUUACAUUGCACACAUUAUCAACUUCAAUAAAAUCUACAACUGGAACUGCUAUAACUAAGUGUGCAUGCACUUCAGAUGGAAAAUUAUAUCCUCCGGAUUGUAUAAUAUACACAAUGACCGAUGAAAAUGGCUGUGUAACUUUGGUCAAAUGUAGUCAUACCUGUGAAAUAAUUAAUGAAAAAUUACCAUGCAAUAGAACAACAACAACCGCUGUGUCUACAAUAUCUACAAUCUCAAAAGCAACAUCUAUGCCUUCUGUUACCCCUACAUCCCCAAAAGGUAUGGUGGAUUAA